Spodoptera litura is the source of this 2862-nucleotide messenger RNA. RefSeq lists its product as uncharacterized. The record is from RefSeq and is a predicted model, not a curated record. Lineage: Eukaryota; Metazoa; Arthropoda; Insecta; Lepidoptera; Noctuidae.
ACUAAUGUGUGCGAAGGUGGUCGACAUGUUUUACAUUAUAUUUUUUAUUGUUAGCUUGACAAUAUAUCAGGCCAAUUCGGACACAAUUCAGUCCGCGAUUCACAAAUACUAUAAAAGUGAGGGCGUUCAGAAACUCCGAAAAGACUGGGAACUUUAUAGGAAGCCUAUAGAACAUUCGAUAGCUAUGGCUCUUAAAGAGACAGUGGGAUACCGUGGUAUGAAUGUCUACAUCAGUGCAACCGAAGAACCACUAGCCAUGGGAUAUUAUCAUGACGAUAAUCAGAUACGACUAAUCCUCCAAAACUUAAAGUUACAAGAAGUACCUCACUUUUGGAUGCCGGAGGUGCAAUUUUCUUUAUCGUCAAAUGUGUUGAAGCUUCAUACUACACUUAGUAAAAUGUUGGUACACGGACAGUAUUCACUUAUGCGUAACAAGUCUAGGAUUAUUUACGAGGCAAGAGACCAGGAUCCGUUUAAUGCGUCGCCAUUUUUAUUCCAACAAGUACCAGACGUUGGGAGAAUUAUGUUCUCCAUCGACGGUUGCGUACUUUCCGGGUUUGUUAUUGCCACACUGAGCGGAGAAUCAGUCAACCUAGGAUACGGCCACUACAAAUUAAUAAAAUGUGUUUACACUGUUGAGAUAUACCGGCCAGGCGACCAGUCACCUCCAGUUAUCGCGCAGUAUCGGCCCCAAAGAGAUGAUGUUUGGGGUCUUGGUAUUAGAGAUUUGCUGAUCAAACCGAUCAGAGACGAGGUGGACGGAAAGUUACAAGCAGCUGUUUUAAGUUUCGUCAACACUUCCUCGUUGUUUGGCGACAAACUGCAGGGAUAUAUAGACGAGCAGAAGAUGAUAUUCUCAGAAACUGCGACAUUCUUAACAGAAAUACACAGGAACUUGAACAAAAUUACAAUUCAGAAGAAUAACGGGCAGGUUGCGUUGGGUGACCAUUAUGUUUUCUGGGAUAACGGACGAGCCGAUUAUAUCCCUGCUUCAACGCAAAGCGUCGGUGAUACUGUGAGCUUAACGGGAAUGGUGUUAACUGGGUUGGACACGAUGUAUUCAGCACAUAUCGGUGGACCUUACAAGAUGGAGACCAUGAUGAUUGCAGAGGAGAUGCGGUACAGCACCUUACAGGUACACGGUCACUUCGAAUUACCAUUAAAAAAAGGGAAAAAGCCAAGUCGAUUUGCAUUUUCAACGGAAAUAAAUGAUUUGGCCGUAAAUCUCCAAAUGGAAGUUCGGUUAGAUACGAGUAAUAAAGAUAAAACGUCUGUUUUGAAAGGCUGUUCCUACAGAAUCCUCCAGGUUACAGGAUUCAGGCGAAUGAUAUCCACGCUGGCAGCGUAUAUGCACGGCUCAGUGGAAAGCAUGAUAUAUGGCUACUUGUUGAAUGAGUUGCCAAAAGUCAUCAGGGUUCAUUUGAAGGCCAUCUUACGUGAGGCCUUACGUCCAACGACGACCACGACACCACCACCCGCAACAGACAAAGAUGGCAAUGGUGUUGACAGACCUGCAGCCGAAUGUUCAGAGGGAGAUGAUGACGUAUACCAAAGAGCCGGGUCAAAUAUCCCAUCUAACAAACGUAAUGUAAAACCACCAAAGGAAAAGCAGCUUGCAAAGGAGUAUGCAACGGGCAACGAAGAGUGGACAUUAAAUUAACACCCACUACCACUUUGAGGACUAAUGAGAAGAUUGUUUAGCUUUAAGAAAAAAUGGAUACGUCUACGCACCGGAAUAUCAUGGGGUAUAAGAAGACCGACGAGAAGACAAUUACUACCAAACUGGAGCAAACGAACUCCGCUCGCUGAUAUAGUCGAGCCCAUUAGUAGGCUGACGUGGCAAUGGGCGGUAGCUAGGAUAAAAAGUUCUAAAAUGGAGGCCACUGAUAUUGUAACUAGCGCUAUAUCAAUUGUUAAUUAAGAAAUUUCAUGUAAGAACAAUUAAUUUUUUGAAUUCGCACAAUUUGUCUUUGUUGUAGAUGGACUUUGAACAAAGGCUAUCUAUUGUUACACCAUAUUAUGUGACUUUUAAUGGAGGCAUAUUUUUUGUAAGCAUUGGUCGGUUCUAAUGAACCAUUGGUUGGUAAGGGGCUGUCUCCAUGAGCGAGAGAAUCGCGGCGAUAUUAUCGCCGUGCCACGUUUUUCUAUACACUAUCUAUGGAACCAUCUCCACACGGCGAUAUUAUCGCCGCGAUGCGACGAGUGGCAACGAGCGCGCAAAACGUCAUUACAUCGUCGCUAGCCCGCUGCGACUAGCAACGCGACCGCCGCGCGCUCGCGGCGCUCUCGCGACGAGCGCGCGGCGGGCGCGCUGUCAAACGCAGCGUCAUUUCAGCAUUGCCUCAAGUGUGACGUCAAGGAAACGCGGCGAUAUCGGUACGAGUCGCCGCGGAAUCGCGUUAUGACGUCUUAAAGCCGGUGUAGUUCCGUCGACGGAACGAGAUCUCGCUAGACGACUUAUUUCUUUCCAUCAAUGGAACCACUCUAACUUUAGGGCGUCAUAAUAACCCCGCAGAGACCAGUGACCAAAUAGUAAGUAUGUACAUUUUUAUUUUCGUAACUUCAUAUUAAAUAAAUAGGCUGUCUGUCCAUUACAAUUAUGAUUACUCUAAACCUGGUGUGCCACCUCGGAAUAGUGACGUAGUUAAGACGUACAGUAAAUAAAUAUAAAUUUAAGUUCAACAUUUUUUGUAAAUAAAACUGAUAAUAAACUUAUAAAUAUGUAUCUAAUGCUAAUAAUAAUUUCUAAACAAGCUGAAUUUUAUUUUGUUUCUAAAAUGAUGAUAUGAAGAUAUUUCGAUGGCAACAAAUAGUGUUCAAGAAGUUUUGGGGCUCAUCAAUCUGUAAUCAAAUUAAAUUAUU